Molecule: messenger RNA, 3787 nt
Organism: Fundulus heteroclitus (mummichog)
Lineage: Eukaryota; Metazoa; Chordata; Actinopteri; Cyprinodontiformes; Fundulidae
Product: gastrula zinc finger protein XlCGF57.1
Exons: 3
Coding region: 183-2054 (623 amino acids)
Biological process (GO): regulation of transcription by RNA polymerase II
Cellular component (GO): nucleus
Molecular function (GO): DNA-binding transcription factor activity, RNA polymerase II-specific; RNA polymerase II transcription regulatory region sequence-specific DNA binding
Source: RefSeq, a predicted model, not a curated record
AACCAAUAAACCGAAGAAGAAGAAGAAGCAGCAGGAAGACGAGGCGAAGAAGAAAAGCUUUAGCUUUUCCGUUAGAAGUGAAAACAUCUUCGGUCCAGCCCCAGAGAGAGAUUAGCACCGAGCAGGAAACUCCUGCUGAAGAAACAUUCACUGAUUUCAACGAAAUCCUCGUCAAGGAAGAGAUGGAUUUCAGCCGGAUACCUCUGAUAAUCUUACACCGAAUAGAUCUCCGACAAUAUCGUGUGUGUAAAGAGGAGGGGGUUCACACCGAGCUCAGCAACCAGGAGGGGAACUCCACUUUAGAUCAAGAGGAACCAGAACCUCUGCACAUAAAACAGGAGGAAGAGGAACCAGAACCUCUGCAGAUAAAACUGGAGCAAGAGGAACCAGAACCUCUGCAGAUAAAACUGGAGCAUGAGGAACCAGAAUUUCUGCACAUAAAACAGGAGCCAGAAGAACUAGAACAUCAACAUUUAGAAGAGGGAAUGAAUCAAUUUUGCAAUCAUCAGGAAGAAGAGCAUCUUGUACUGAAACAGGAGACAGAUGACAUUUUGGUGGAUUCCUCUAAUGUGCAAAAAAGCUACAAUGAAACCGAACCGAACAGAAGCCACCUCAUCUCUCAGUCCUCCCCAGAAGUUGAGAACUGGGAUGAGGGGAGGAAUUUUGAAGACCCAAGCAAAAACCGGGAGGAAGAGCAGAAACAAAGUGAGAUAUACCAGAAAAGCAAACAACAGAAAGGCACCACUAACAGUUCGAAACAAAAUUCACUGAAGAAAAUUCACCCAGACCACAGUUUAUAUUCUUGUAAUAUUUGUGAUAAAAGCUUUUCUCAAAACUGUCACUUGACUAGACACAUGAGAACGCACACGGGUGAAAAGACUUUCACGUGUACAAUCUGUGGGAAAAGUUACCCUAACAGAGGUGGUUUAAGUUAUCACAUGAGAACUCACACUGGUAGAAAACCUUUCACGUGUAUCAUUUGUGGAAAAGGUUUCUGUCAAAAAUCCUAUUUAAAUAUUCACAUGAGCACCCACUCAGGCAGGAAGCCUUUCUCGUGUGCAACAUGUGAAAAAAGUUUUUAUGAAAAAAGUACCUUGGCGCGUCACGUUAAAAUUCAUACAGGUAUAUUCUCAUGUGUUGCAUGUGGAAAAAGUUUCACUAACAAAACUGCUUUAACCGUUCAUAUAAGAACUCACACUGGCGAGAGGCCUUUCUCAUGCGUGACCUGUGGAAAAGGCUUCAGUCAAAAAGGCCACUUAGAUUAUCACAUGAAGUGUCACACAGAUGAGAAACCUUUCACGUGUGUGACCUGUGGAAAAAGUUUCGGUCAUAAAAGCCAUUUAAAAAUUCACAUGCGAACUCACACAGACGUCAAAGCUUUCUCAUGUAGAACCUGUGGAAAGAGUUACGGUGAUAGAAGUAGUUUAACUUAUCACAUUAGAACGCACACGGGUGAAGGACUUUUCGCCUGUGUGACCUGUGACAAACGUUUCGGAAGAAGAUCACAGCUAACGCGUCACAUGAGAACCCACACCGGUGAGAAGCCUUUCUCAUGUGUGACCUGUGGAAAAAGUUUCCCGCUAAAACAUAGUUUAACGUAUCACAUGAAAACGCAUACAGGUGAGAAGCCCUUCUCAUGUAUGACCUGCGGUAAAAGUUUCAGUGAAAAAAUUAGUUUAACUCACCACAUGAUAACUCACACUGGGGAAAAGCCUUUCUCGUGUGUGACCUGUGGAAAAGGCUAUGUUCUGAAAUCUCAUUUAAUAUAUCACAUGAGGACGCACACGGGUGAGAAACCUUUCCCUUGCACCACCUGCGAAAAAAGGUUCACCCAUAAAAGCAGUUUAGCUGUUCACAUGAGGAGUCACAGAGGUGAGAAGCCUUUGUCGUGCAUGACAUGUGGGAAGAGGUUCACUAUAAAAAGUAGUUUAAAUGUUCACAUGAGAAUUCACACAGGUGAGAAGCCUUUCUCGUGCAUGUUUUGUGAAGAAACCUUUAGGGUGAAAUCUUAUUUAAUAUCUCACAUGAGAAUUCACACAGGUGAGGUGAUAUAAUGUUAGCAUCAAUAUGCUCUGUAACCUGUUCAGAAGGUAAAGUAGUUGCAACUGGAUGCCAUCUUUAAAUGUCGCAGCUUGUUUGAAAAACAUUUAAAAUAAGAGUUACUGCUUAUGUACUUAAUAAAUUUAUGUUAUUCUGGCAGUUAAAAUUCCCAUUUAAAAGAGAUCAUUUUAAAUAGAGGUUUUCAUAAGUUUUAUUUAAAUGUUUUUAGUAGAUGUUUCUUUUUUUCCAAGUGAGAUCAGUAGUGUCCUAAAUAAACUAUGUUAAAUGUUUGCUGAUUUAUACUACAGUGUCUUUUAUAACUUUCCUUUUCUGUGCAUUUACCAUUAGUUUAACUUAUGCUUUUCAAUUAAUUAAUGAUUUUGGUCAUUGGCAGAGGUGGGUAGAGUAGCCAACAAUUGUAUUCAAGUAAGAGCAGCACUCCUUCAACGUAAUUUACUCAGGUACAGGUAAAACGUUGUCAUCCAAGAAAUUACUCAAGAUCAAAAAUUAUCCAAUAGGAAGGCUACUCAAGUACUGAGUAUAACUAAUAAUAACUGAUGAUUUAAUGUUUUAAAAGAAUGUAAUCAGAGAGACAAAAAUUUAAGGUUAGAUGCAAAUUCUGUAAUUGUAAAGACACAAGAUGCACUAAAGACAAAAACUAUUUUCUAAAUAUCUUUUUUCAACAUUGAACUUGAAAGCAACACGUACAGCUGGUAAUGUAUAUACAGCAUGUUAGAACAGUGCAAAGUACUUCCAAUGACAAUAGCUGUUGUUUACUGUAUGUUCAUUUGACCUAAAUAUUGCUCAGUGAGCUCAGCAAAAAGAAACUAACAUUAAAUAACAACGCUUGUGUACAAAUAUGAAGUCUCACUUUGACAUAAAGUCUAGGUUUUGAUCUCUCAGGUGCAUUUUUGGUUUAAAACAAGUCAGUUCUUUAUUCAUGAAGUUACUCACAGUUGGUAGGGCAGCCAGAAACUUUACUCAAUUAAGAGUAGCGAUACUUGAGUAAUAAUAUGACUCAAGCAAAAGUAAAAAGUACAGUGCAGUAAUACUACUAAAAGUACAUUUAGCUCAAAAUUUUACUCCAAGUAAAUGUAACUGAGUAAACAUAACUAGUUACUAUCCACCUCUGGUCAUUGGAUAGAUGAUAGAGGUGAAUUUAUGGACUGGCUACAAAAAAUGGCUGUUGGGAUUAAUGAAGUUUUCUCAGUUUGAAUCUAAAUCUAAUUUAUUAAUACUUUCUCUCUUAGUUUCUGAUUCAGGAAGGAAAUACUGUUGUUUAUAUGAUGGCUACAACACAGACAAGGUUUACCAAACUAUUUAUGAUACCUCAUAUGUAUUUGUAUGAUAUAUUGUUUAACAUUUUUAACUUUAUUCUUGUUAAAACUACUCUAAAUUGCAAAGUUUGUUUUACCUAUGAAUAUUAUAUCAGUUACACAGACAUUUUUUAAGAAGAUUUAGUUUUACAGUAUUUGAAAAUGUAAUUGAAAUGUUGGUUAUAAAAAUUACUAAGAAUAAAACUUUGUAUUUAUAAUUGUUCUACAUUAAAGUCCUUUUGCCAUAAUUUCCUUUUUCUUCACUUUGCCUCCAGAUUGUGAACGACUUAAAAGGUUGUAUGCAAACACCCCCUGUCUGACUCUUUGGUAUCACCUGGUAUCACCUGAUUAUUUCUCUCUGCCAGAAGGGUUUGCUCUGAAAUAGUUUUUUUUGUUCCAAUUCUCACUAAAUAAAGAUUCUUGAUUCUAAA